AUGGGCGGGCAAAAGGAGCCUCACAACGAAAAAAUCCAACCAUCACCACAUAACCCAUCGCAACGACACGUCUUACCGACAUGGAUGGAAGACGGAAGGCUUGUGACGAAAGGUGUUAAUCCUGAAGGUGAAUCUGGACGGUCGGGGUUCAGACCGUCACACUUCUUCGGAGUAGCAUGGAGGAACUCGAACACGUUAUCGCGAUGGGUGAACAUCCUGUGGCCUUUUGUGCCUGCCGCAAUUGCGGUGCACUUCGCUAUUCCUGAACGACACGGUACAAUCUUCGCUAUCAACUACAUUGCCAUGAUACCUUGCGCCAACAUGGUCGGUUUCGCUGGUCAAGAAUUAGCUCGCAAACUUCCGCGCGUCUAUGGCAUCCUGGUCGAAACUACCCUCGGUAGUGUCGUUGAAAUUAUUCUGUUCCUUGUCUUGGCCACCCGAGCAGUCCACAAUGAGGAGUAUAUACAAGUUCUUCAAGCUGCAAUAUUGGGAAGCAUAUUGACAAACCUUCUCCUCUGUCUAGGCUUUUGCUUCCUGGUUGGUGGUAUCAAGAACAAGGUCGAGCAGAAAUUCCACAGUGUCAUUAGUGAAACUGGUUCUGGAAUCUUGUUAGUGGCGGGUUUUGGACUGCUCAUUCCUUCAGCCUUUUUCUCUGCAUUGUCCGGCACAGCCACGAAUGUUAACCCUAGCACUAACACUCGCCGAGCAGAAGGCGGAUCAGAGCCACUUAUUGCCUAUACUAUGGAACAACUUUACCAUGACACGCUUGGCAUCUCUCACGGAACCGCCAUCAUUCUCAUGGUCGCCUUCAUCGUCUACAUCUUCUAUUCUGCUUUCAGCACACAUUCUGUCUUCGAUGAGAUCCUUGCCCAAGAUCAACAGAUGGACAACGAUCGUCAUCGCGAUAAUGCCAAGAAGAAGUUCACGCUUUUCGAGUGUGUGCUUGCCAUCGUCAUCUCGCUUGCUUGUGUUUCUCUCGUCGCUGUCUUCCUUGUUGAGCAGAUUCAUCACGUCGUUCGCGAGCGACACGUUCCAGAAGCCUUCCUCGGUUUCAUCCUCGUUCCACUUGUCGAGAAACUUGCCGAACACAUAACAGCUAUCGACGAAGCUUACGACAACCAGAUCAAUUUCGCCCUCUACCACUGUAUCGGUCCCUCCGUCCAGACAGCACUCUUCAAUGCCCCUCUUGCCGUGAUUGUGGGAUGGGGCCUUGGAGUAGAGAUCAGCCUCAACUUCGAGAUCUUCAUGAUUGUCCUUCUUGUCUUGAGUAUCCUGGUGGUGGGUAAUUUCCUAAGAGAUGGCAGUUCUAAUUAUCUGGAGGGAGCACUACUAAUAGUAGUAUAUGCGAUCAUUGCACUAGCAACGUGGUUCUACCCAACGCGGCUUCUAGGGAGCACCAAAGGAGUGCAGGCAAGCUCCUAG
Messenger RNA from Lithohypha guttulata, 1422 nucleotides. RefSeq lists its product as uncharacterized. The transcript has 4 exons. NCBI's taxonomy places the organism in Eukaryota, Fungi, Ascomycota, Eurotiomycetes, Chaetothyriales, Trichomeriaceae. Gene Ontology annotation, cellular component: fungal-type vacuole membrane. Gene Ontology annotation, biological process: calcium ion transmembrane transport; intracellular calcium ion homeostasis. Bases 1 to 1422 code for a protein of 473 amino acids. The record is from RefSeq and is a predicted model, not a curated record. Gene Ontology annotation, molecular function: calcium:proton antiporter activity.